Mesocricetus auratus (golden hamster) is the source of this 2707-nucleotide messenger RNA. It is a transcript of the gene Nars1, whose product is annotated as asparaginyl-tRNA synthetase 1. The record is from RefSeq and is a predicted model, not a curated record. Gene Ontology annotation, biological process: asparaginyl-tRNA aminoacylation. Gene Ontology annotation, molecular function: asparagine-tRNA ligase activity; ATP binding; nucleic acid binding. The transcript is spliced from 15 exons. Bases 105 to 1784 code for a protein of 559 amino acids. Gene Ontology annotation, cellular component: cytoplasm. NCBI's taxonomy places the organism in Eukaryota, Metazoa, Chordata, Mammalia, Rodentia, Cricetidae.
GCUGACUCAUAUCCGCGACGGUUCUGCACGGUAUGAUGCAACCGCUCAGUUAAGGAAGCCUUCUGUGCACGUUGAGGUGACCAGGUGGCGGUGGUGCGGGGUAGAUGUCCUCGGAGGUGAUAAGGGCGACUGCAGGGAUGGUACUAGCAGAGUUGUAUGUCUCUGAUCGAGAAGGGAGCGAUGCAACGGGAGAUGGCACUAAGGAGAAACCAUUUAAAACAGGCCUGAAGGCUUUGAUGACAGUUGGAAAAGAGCCAUUUCCCACCAUUUAUGUGGAUUCACAAAAGGAAAAUGAGAGGUGGGAUGUCAUUUCUAAGUCCCAGAUGAAGAACAUUAAAAAGAUGUGGCACAGAGAACAGAUGAAGAAUGAUUCUCGGGAGAAGAAAGAGGCAGAAGAUAACUUACGAAGAGAAAAGAACCUGGAGGAAGCAAAGAAAAUUGUCAUUAAAAAUGACCCAAGCCUGCCCGAGCCGGCUUGUGUAAAGAUUUCUGCAUUAGAAGGAUAUAGAGGCCAAAGAGUGAAGGUGUUUGGCUGGGUCCACAGGUUACGCAGGCAAGGAAAGAAUUUGAUGUUUCUGGUGUUGCGAGAUGGUACAGGCUAUCUUCAGUGUGUCUUGUCAGAUGACUUGUGUCAGUGUUACAAUGGAGUAGUCUUGUCCACUGAGAGCAGUGUGGCAGUAUACGGAACACUGAACCUAACCCCAAAGGGCAAACAGGCUCCGGGAGGCCAUGAGCUGAGCUGUGACUUCUGGGAGCUGGUGGGGUUGGCCCCAGCUGGGGGUGCUGAUAACCUGAUCAACGAGGAAUCUGACGUAGACGUGCAGCUCAACAACCGGCACAUGAUGAUCCGAGGGGAGAACAUGUCCAAAAUCUUGAAAGCACGCUCCAUGAUCACCAGGUGCUUCAGGGAUCACUUCUUUGACAGGGGCUACUGUGAAGUUACUACUCCGACACUGGUGCAGACGCAGGUGGAAGGUGGGGCCACACUCUUCAAGCUUGACUAUUUUGGGGAAGAAGCGUUUCUGACCCAGUCCUCGCAGCUAUACCUGGAGACCUGCCUUCCGGCCCUGGGGGAUGUUUUCUGUAUUGCCCAGUCAUACAGGGCUGAACAGUCCAGAACACGAAGGCACCUGGCUGAAUUCACUCAUGUGGAAGCCGAGUGUCCCUUCCUGACCUUUGAGGACCUCCUGAAUCGUUUAGAGGACCUAGUGUGUGAUGUGGUGGACAGAGUCUUGAAGUCACCAGUGGCAAGCAUAGUGUAUGACCUCAACCCGAACUUUAAACCCCCUAAACGGCCCUUCAGGCGGAUGAACUAUUCAGAUGCUAUCGAGUGGCUGAGGGAGCAUGAUGUAAAGAAAGAAGACGGGACGCUUUAUGAAUUUGGAGACGAUAUUCCCGAAGCUCCUGAAAGACUGAUGACAGACACCAUUAAUGAGCCAAUCCUGCUGUGUCGGUUUCCUGUGGAGAUCAAGUCCUUCUAUAUGCAGAAAUGUCCUGAGGAUCCUCGACUCACUGAAUCUGUUGACGUGUUGAUGCCCAGUGUCGGUGAGAUUGUGGGUGGCUCCAUGCGCUCUUGGGAUAGUGAAGAAAUUCUAGAAGGCUAUAAAAGGGAAGGAAUUGACCCCGCUCCUUAUUAUUGGUAUACAGAUCAGAGAAAAUAUGGCACAUGUCCUCAUGGAGGCUAUGGCUUGGGCUUGGAAAGAUUCCUAAGUUGGAUUCUGAACAGGUAUCACAUCCGAGAUGUGUGCUUGUACCCUCGAUUCGUCCAGCGCUGCAGGCCAUAACCAAGUGCCCUGAAGCAUGAAGGAAGGGGAAAUGUUCAUGAGAUAAGACUGCCUCUGCAAAAGAACAAAAAUCUGAAACUAUCCCUUGAUGCCCCGUUGGGUGUAGUAGCUUUUUUCUGUCUAUAUGUUGUUUCUUCCCAUUACCAUAAAAAGCAGUAGGUAUGACUUGAGCAUCAAGUGACAUUGAUGUCCCUUUAAUAAAAAUAUUCAUUACAAAAUUUUGAGAAAAUACAUGGCAUGUCACUCCUUAGUUGGGGAGACAUCAUACUGUAGGUUACAAUCACUGUAUUAAAUAAACCAACCAUAUAUAAUUAUAUAGUUUUUACUUACGUUCUGAUUUUCCAUCAACUUUAUAUUUUGUCCUUUUAAAUGUCACUGGAAUUACUUAAUUUAUUACAUACAUGUUAUAGCAAAUGUCCAAAAGAGAAAUUGGCCAUAUGACAUAAAAAUCUAGUAUUAAGUGCAGCAGUUAUAGAUACUGGAAUCAAAUACAUAGUCCUUUACAUUUGCUAGUAAUCUUUUUUUUCCAAAUUCACACAGUGCUUCUGGUUCUGGGGGUAUGAAUUGACAGAAAAAUUUAUGAAGGGGAAUUAGAUUAAAAUUUGCAGUGAACAUGAUUCGGAUGAUGGUUAUUUAAAUGAUUCCAACGAAGUCCUCAGCCUUCAGUUUAAGAGCAGGGCUCAGGCCAGGCCUCCCUCUUCUGAUGUAAUUCCAAGUAACAAAAAGUAAAUAGUUCCAAAAGAAUCUGCACCUGGAAUAUUAGCCACCAUAGGCAACUAAGCCAUCCCUGCCACAUCAUUGGGUCCCAGCUGCCUCGCAGGGUCCUAGCAGGUUUACUGAAUGUCCACAGGCACAGGUGGUUCAGUUCUUCCCCAAAUGCAUGCCAUGUGUUCCUGCUAUUCAAUAAAUGAACACUUGUCAAA